Branchiostoma belcheri (Belcher's lancelet) is the source of this 850-nucleotide messenger RNA. RefSeq names its product AUGMIN subunit 2-like. Gene Ontology annotation, cellular component: HAUS complex; centrosome; mitotic spindle microtubule. Gene Ontology annotation, biological process: spindle assembly; centrosome cycle; microtubule nucleation. Bases 50 to 721 code for a protein of 223 amino acids. The record is from RefSeq and is a predicted model, not a curated record. NCBI's taxonomy places the organism in Eukaryota, Metazoa, Chordata, Leptocardii, Amphioxiformes, Branchiostomatidae. The transcript is spliced from 6 exons.
UGAUGUGAAGUCAUUUUUUGAGCUUUUAAAAUCUACCACAGUAUUCUAGAUGGAUACUUCAACGGUGUCGAAUCCUUGGGCAAGUGACCAACGCUCUCAAGGCCCGUAUGGCCUCCUCAUACAGCAAGCAGAGCUGUCGGGGCAUCUGAAAAAGAGGAGGGAUCGUGACAUUGCCAUGGCAACAGACCACGCCCGUGAACAGUCCCCAUCGCUCCAGCUGUUCCAGGUGCUCAGACAGAUCACAGCACAGAGGAAGGAGCUGGACAAGGUCAAUGUUGAGGUCCAGUGCAGGCUGCAAGAUCAGGAGACUAAUGACAUCACAGAUCUCAGCACACUAGAGAACAGAAUAAAACAGCUGAAUGAGCUGAGUCAGCAUCUGCAGGCUGUUAUGCAGCACAAGAGUCAUCUGAAGUCCAGACUACAGAAACCAUUUGUAGGAGAAUAUCUACACAUUGCAGCCCAGUACCAGCGAUGUGUAUCAGAGGUGUUCCCCAUGCUGGCUCCUAUCCUGUCUGAUCUCCAGACUAACCUAGACAACAUCCACUGGGCCAGCACAUUCUCCAUGGACAAUGGACACAUGGACAGGACACUGGAUGACCUGACCGCCUCACUAGCCCGGCUCCAGACCGGCCUGCAGUCCCUGGUGCAGCUGCGUGGAAGUGUCAGUCAGAUGCACCACACCAGCAGGAGUCAGCAGCCCACCGGGAGGCCUGUCAGCUAAUUAACAUAGGCUACUGUCUGAUCAUCAGGUGCACUGAGGAUGUACAGGGCUGGAAAUUCAUUUUUGGGAAUAGGUGCACUGGUGCACCCAACCUGAAAAAUUUGGUGCACAAAAUUUUCUGUGGGUGCA